Pelodiscus sinensis (Chinese soft-shelled turtle) is the source of this 982-nucleotide messenger RNA. RefSeq names its product claudin 2 (gene CLDN2). NCBI's taxonomy places the organism in Eukaryota, Metazoa, Chordata, Testudines, Trionychidae. The record is from RefSeq and is a predicted model, not a curated record. Gene Ontology annotation, cellular component: membrane; bicellular tight junction. Gene Ontology annotation, molecular function: structural molecule activity.
AAUAUUUAAUCUGCUAUAGAUUUCUUUCCUUCCAGGGAGUUUCUCCUCCCCUCACUCCCGCCCCCACAAGGACAGCCCCACGGCGCGAGCCUACAAGGAGCCCACACCCGCCAGCUGCUCUCCAAGAGCUGGGACAACAGACCGAGGGGAGCGGAGGGGAGCCGGCGAGGCAAAGGAGAAGCAGGCGGCCACAGUCAGGUGAGGAACGUGCUUGAAGAUGGUCUCGGUGGGGCUGCAGCUCGUGGGCUACAUUCUGGCGGGGCUGGGGCUGCUGGGCACCGUGAUCACCACACUCCUGCCCAGCUGGAAGAACAGCUCCUACAUCGGCGCCAGCAUUGUGACCGCCGUGGGCUUCACCCGGGGCCUGUGGAUGGAGUGUGCCAUCUUCAGCACUGGCAUCACCCAGUGCGACAUCUACAACUCCCUGCUGUCCCUACCCCCCGACAUCCAGGCGGCGCAGGCCCUGAUGGUGACGUCCUGCGCCGUCUCCUCGCUGGCCUGCAUCGUCUCCGUGAUGGGGAUGCGGUGCACUAUCUUCGCCCAGGGCUCCCCUGCCAAGGACAAGAUUGCUGUGGCCGGGGGGGCCAUCUUCAUCCUGGGGGGCGUGCUGUGCUUCAUCCCCCUGGUGUGGAACACCCACGUGGUGCUGCGGGACUUCUACAACCCGCUGCUCCCGGACAGCACCAAGUACGAGAUGGGCCCCGUUGGCGGCUGCACCCUCUGCCCCUCCUGCCCGCCACGGGAGACUGAGCCGGCCUACCCCAGCGCCUACCAGGCCAAGCUGCUGGCCAACCCCCGGCCGUCCAUCAGCCACACGCAAAAAACAAAGAGUGAGUUCAAUGCCUACAACCUGACGGGCUACGUCUAAGAGCCCCAAGGAGGGCCCAACUUCCCAGCAGGCCGUGGGACGGUACCUCAGCGGCCUUGGGGGCCACUGAGCAGGCCUGGGCGGGGGGCAGUCAGAGGCGGGGCCGGGCCCGGC